Messenger RNA from Columba livia (rock pigeon), 5667 nucleotides. RefSeq names its product 5-hydroxytryptamine receptor 7 (gene HTR7). The coding region runs from base 339 to 1646 and encodes 435 amino acids. Gene Ontology annotation, biological process: vasoconstriction; G protein-coupled receptor signaling pathway, coupled to cyclic nucleotide second messenger; smooth muscle contraction. The transcript is spliced from 3 exons. Gene Ontology annotation, cellular component: plasma membrane; dendrite. The record is from RefSeq and is a predicted model, not a curated record. Gene Ontology annotation, molecular function: neurotransmitter receptor activity; G protein-coupled serotonin receptor activity. Lineage: Eukaryota; Metazoa; Chordata; Aves; Columbiformes; Columbidae.
GCGGAGCGGCUCCCACCCGUCUCCCGCAGCCCCGGAGGAGAGCAGCCGUGGGUGGGCGGGGAACGGCAGCCACCCCCGCCCGCCUCGGCCCCUCUCCCCGGGGGCCGGAGGCGAUGGUACCGUGCCCACCCCACGACCGCCCGGCGAGCGCCGUGGGCGAGCCCGGCUGCUCCGGGGGGAGUUGAAGGCUGGGGUCCCCGGCAGGCAGCUCUACCAGCUGCGAAGGGGGCGGGCGGCGCCGGGUGCCCGAGGAGGAGCCCGAGCGCCGGCCGAGCACGCCGGGCAGCAAGGAGAGCCGGCGAGCGGGCGGGGUGGCUUCAUGGGCAGCUCACGCCAAUAUGGUCCUCGCCCUCAACGGCAGUCACCUCUACGGUAACCUCCGGCCCUUGGCCCUGGAAGACCCGCGGGCGCUGAGCGGCGGUAGCAUGAUCGCCGGCUCCUGGCCGCCGCGCAGCUUGGCGAAGCUCGGCCCGUCGCCCGCCCCGUCGGUGCUGCCCACGGCGAGCCCCCUCCCCGCCAACGACUCCCAAUGCGGGGAGCAAAUCCUCAGCUACGGCAACGUGGAAAAAGUUGUUAUCGGGGCCGUCCUCUCCCUUAUCACCCUGCUGACCAUCGCCGGCAACUGCCUGGUGGUCAUCUCCGUCUGCUUCGUGAAGAAGCUGCGGCAGCCCUCCAACUAUCUCAUCGUCUCGCUGGCCCUGGCCGACCUCUCGGUGGCCCUGGCCGUCAUGCCCUUCGUCAGCGUGACCGACCUCAUCGGCGGCGAAUGGAUCUUCGGGCGCCUCUUCUGCAACGUCUUCAUCGCCAUGGAUGUCAUGUGCUGCACGGCCUCCAUCAUGACUCUCUGCGUGAUAAGUAUCGACAGGUACCUGGGAAUAACGAGACCUCUUACAUAUCCUGUAAGGCAGAAUGGGAAGUGUAUGGCCAAAAUGAUUCUCUGUGUGUGGCUCCUGUCUGCCUCCAUCACUAUACCCCCACUCUUCGGUUGGGCCCAAAAUGUAAAUGAUGAAAAGGUCUGUCUGAUCAGUCAAGACUUCGGCUACACCAUUUACUCUACAGCAGUUGCAUUUUAUAUUCCAAUGUCAGUGAUGCUUUUCAUGUACUACCAGAUUUACAAAGCUGCCAAGAGAAGUGCUGCGAAACACAAGUUUGCUGGUUUUCCCCGGCCAGAAGAAAUGGAAGGGAUUUCUAUGAAUGGAGUUGUAAAACUGCACAAGGAAUCUGAAGAAUGUACUAAUUUUUCACGACUCCUAAAGCACGACAAGAAAAACAUUUCCAUCUUUAAAAGAGAACAGAAAGCUGCCACUACACUUGGGAUUAUUGUUGGGGCUUUCACUGUCUGCUGGUUACCCUUCUUUCUCCUCUCAACCGCCAGGCCCUUCAUCUGUGGUACGGCAUGUAGCUGUAUCCCUCUGUGGGUUGAGAGAACAUUUCUAUGGUUGGGUUAUGCAAACUCUCUCAUUAAUCCUUUUAUAUAUGCCUUCUUCAAUCGGGACCUAAGGACAACUUAUCGUAACCUCCUGCAAUGCAGAUACAGGAAUAUCAACAGGAAACUAUCAGCUGCAGGGAUGCAUGAGGCUCUGAAGCUGGCAGAAAAGCCAGAAUUUGUUCUGAGAAAUCCCGAUUUCUCCAGAGAAAGAGACUGAUGACCAAAUGUGCAUUAAAGCAGCCAGAAAAAGGCAAGCCAGAACUGGAAUAAGAAAAAUGAAGAGUUGGCUUCUGAAGAACUCGAUGGAUUUAUUAUGUACUUCAUCUUCUUUUGAUGGGAAUGUUCUAAAAAUACUCCAUGAGCUCAGUACAUUACAUUAAACACAUUUAUACUGGAAGCAGUCACAUCUUGUUUGUUAUGGAGAAAAGAGCUGCUAUAUACAAAUGAAAAUAGUUUUCUGCCUGAGAAAGCCAAGUCACUUCAGCAAUAAGAGUUUGUCACAUGGGGUGGGGAACAAAAAUGCAAAUAAAGCUCAAAGAUAAAGCACUGUACAGAUUUCCACCACAUUAAAUAAUGUAGAACACUCACCUAUGUUUACCAUGCUUGUAGAUUAGAACAGUGACAUUAAUAACUGGGAUUAUCAGUGGUACCAAAUGUAUUUUGCUGUACUACAAAAAGAGGUUUUCGAAGAAAUAGUGGCUCUGUAAGCUGCUUUCAAGGCUUGUGUUAGAGAGAUGUUGUGUAUCUAGAAUGGGAUUGAGAAAGGUAAUGAUAAAAGACCAAUUUUUGGAAAAGCAUUCUGUUGUACAAAGCAGAUGCCCGUUUACUUGUUAACAUACAUAUGGUUUGUUCUCCCUAACCUUUUAAAAAAGCUGCCUUCAGUUACAUUCUGGCAAAAGAAUCAGAAUACACAUGUAUUACACUACAGUUAAUUUACAAAUACAAUUGCUUUAAUGUAAUUUUCUUGAUCUGACAAUUUAUAAAAAAGUUUUCGCUCAUUUUAACUCAAAUAAUUAUAAAAGGCUGGAGAAUUUACAUCACAUUAAGUUUUUUGUCUUCCUGGCUGGCCAGACUGGACUGAGAAUUACAAAAUUUGUUAUUUUUUAAAAUGUGUUUAAGAAAAGUUAUUUCUGCCAAUGUUUGGUUACAAUCAAAACAAAGCACUUUAACUUGCCAAAAAUUAAAUAGGCAAAUGUUAAUGAUCACUUGUCUCAGGGAAAAUUGAUUCAAGGGAUCAUUCCUUAAAUAUGCCUCUGAAUAUUUUUUUGUUGUUUUUGAGCUGCUUAUAUUCAUUUCCCCUCAGAGUUUCUAAACUAUGAGUGGCUACACAUUGCACAAUACAGUGGGAUGUACCAUUCCUAAAGGCUAUCUUCUCCAAUGGUACAUCUCUAUGUGCACUUGCCUUAUUUUCAUAGCCAUACAAUUUGUGAUAACUUAGCCUCCUACUUUCAGUCUAACAAAAAUGCUGCUGCUAAAUCAUCUGCUGACUACAUAUGCCAUUAAAGCUCCGAUUUCCUUUGUUUAAAUUAAUAUUCAAGUUCACAAUAGUUAUCUAAAUAAGGAGCCAGGCAUACCAGCACAGGCCAAUUCUUUACUUAUCAACAAGAGAUAAAUAGGAAAUGGAAAUCAAUUCAUGCUAGGCCUAUGUAAACCUAAGACAGAGACCCAAACCCACCUUCUGCUUGCUAUCCUGACAGCCUAAGCUAACUCCUGUUGUUACAAAAGAGAGCACCAAAGUAGCAUCUUUUCACCGUACUAGAUCAGCAAGACUCCUUUCAGGACUUCACUGAUAAACUAAUCACUCUGAACUCUGUAUUUGAAGCAAGGUGAGUCUUGUAAUUUGCUUUAUUUCCUAAAGGGAAUGACACUGCAAUGCUUUUUACUUGGUUAGACUUAAGUGUUUAACAGGAAAUGGGACAGUUCUUGUCAAUGGCAAAUGAACCAGUUCUGACUGAAUUACAUGAGCAUACAUUCAGAGAAACUCAGCUGAAGUCAAAAUUACACUGGCAAAUAAUAUUAUAACUGGACCUAAUGAGAAAAGGAGACAAUAGAUCCACAAAUGUAACAGUAAGAAGAAGACAAAAGAAAAAAAAAAAGGGGGGGGGGGGGGAGGAAAAAAAAAGGAAAGGAAAUAAAUAAGGGUUUCUUCUUUUAAAACCCCCAAACCUUAAAAUAAAGAGCAGUGGUCACACUCUGAAACUCAUUUUUAAGCUUUAUGGUCUCCCUAGUAUGUCCAUUACAUGAAGGCAAUGAAACAAUUUUACUUAGAUUAAUUAGGCUGUUGCUUUCCUUGUUCAUGUUGUCAUGUCAAAACCUUAACUUCAAGUGAAAUGGAAAACUUACACCUCAUAUGAAUAACUUUAAUUAUUUAAAACAAACACUCCAGACAAACAAUAAACAAAUGCUACCAGUGACAUCUUUCUGUGAAAAUUCAGGAGUAUUUUUAAUGAUGUUAUUUUAAGCUUAAGUAAAUAUUUUUAUUUUAAGAGAGAUAUACCAGAGGGCAAAAGACAGAGAGCUUGAAGCUGUUAGGCACCUACAAUUCUAGACAGAUACAUGUAUACAUCUAUAUAACACACACAAUCUAUGCCUCAUAGUUUAGAAUGGUACUGCCUCAUGAAAAGAAGGCAACAAAUUGUUAGCUAAUAAACAUUCAUUUCUUUUAAUAUCUAUUAAAUUCCCAGAGUCUUGCAGAAAAUAUAAGAAUAUUUUAGAAUAAGUUGUGGCAACAUGGACCUAUAAAGUUGGAGUUCUGAUUUUUUCAUAAAGUGUUUUUCAAAAAGGAGUUUUCAGACAUGUAGACAACACAAAGAGCAUUUGGAACUACACAACACUAAUACUUUGUCAUACAAGAUGAAGCUCAUUUUUUUCCUCCUGUAGCUAUCAGGUUGGCACCUCUCUCAAACCAGCACAGAAACCCCCUCAGUAACUGGAAGAGUCACUCAAGGCUAAGUAUGUGUUUCAAGACUAGCAAAUAAUGCAUACAAUAAUUUAGAAGAUUAAAGAAGUAAGGCUGAUCAAAAGAAGUCAAGAGAUUAGAUAGCCUACUGGGAUAAUGAAACAAGAUUUCAACAGUUUCUGUAGCCAAUAGUACAAAAGCAGCACAUGGUCCUGCCUUACAGUGAGAAAAUCCAUGUCCCUGGGCCGUAGAUAUAAGCCCAGCAGACUAAAUAAUGCCAGAAACAAGGCUCAGACUCACAUUUCUGGGUCUAUACAAGAUGCCUUUCCAGCUCUGUCACUGAGUAUGUUCUGGGAUGUUGCAGUGAGCAGUUUGCGUAUUCACAGGGCUGCCUUAUGGUAUCUAUCACUGCAUUUGUCAAUUUUAAUAAAUAAAAUGAAUUUCCCAAAAGUUUGUCAAAACCCCUGAUCUUUAACUAUGUGCCCCAGCCUGUCUUGUUCUCCAUGUGUAUUCUUGGGCUCAAAAGACAGCUGAGAUGUUUGGUGGACCAGCCUACUACAUCUCUGUUAUAUUUCUAUUGUACUUCCCUUGUAAUCUUUUUAUUUGUCCAGUUUGAUCUGUUCUUUACAAACGUAACGUCUUUUCCUAGCUGCCCCCUUGAUUCUAGUGUAACAUUCUUGCUAUAUUAGCUAGUUGUAUUCAUAUGACAAUUUGCUUAAUUUGCUUCAGAUCUCAGAAAAAAACAAAUACAAUGUUAAGAGAAUAAAGUUUUUCUUAUUAUCACAAGAUGCACUGGAAAGCAUGAAAAUAUAUAUAUAUGAAUAAUAUGAAAACAGUCAGAUGUUCCUGAUAAAUUCAAUAGAUAAAAGUGAAUUUUAUAUAUUAUUUCAGUCAGCUGGGACUUUUAAUAUGCAAAAGUCACCAAAGGAUUGAGAUGGAACUCUAUAUAUUUCAAGUAAUAUAUAUUUCCUUGAUGAGAUCUAGUAAAAAGUAAAACCAGUUGACAUAAGAGACUAUUUUCCCACAAAUAGCUUAUAAAAAUAUAUAAAUAUAAGGAAAUCAAGUUCUUCAAGUUGUAAGAGGCACAUGCUGAAAAUGUUGAGUGUCUUUGGUUGUAAUAUGAGUCUUAUUCGUAAAAAAGAAUUGUUGCCACUUGCGCUGCAAAUUAUUCAAAUUUAUACAGCAGACUAAUUUAGUAAAAAAGGAAAUAGGGUUCUUCUGUAUUAGGUAGUGAGUUAUACUAGACUUUUAAAAUGUGUAAACCCAGAGGGAUAUUAAAAUGUUAAUUUGGAUAGUAUUUAAAAGGUAAUUACUUUUAUACAAUAAAAUAAGAAGUCUA